AUGUCCACAACUGUUUAUGUACUUAAAUCAGGAGAGAGUAUGAAAUACAAGACAGGUUCCACAUUUACCUCAUCUCUACAAGUAAAACCACCUGUGAAUUUAUCCCAGCAGAAGAUUGAAUAUAAGGCAGUUCGUAUUCGUUCGACGAAGCCUAUCUCUGUUACUAUGAGUGAUGAAAAUAUUUUUCAUUCAAGAGACAUCACAACCAUUUUCCCCAUAGAAAAACUUUCAACAGCAGAUCUAAUUUCUUCUGCAGACCCAAAUCUUCUUACCAAUUCUGUGGAUACAGCUAUUUGGGGGAUGGGUAAUUUAAAUUUUCACUUGAGUGCAUUUGUGCUCAGCCAAGUAGUUAUUGUUACCGUCCAUGAUGACACCAGCGUUUGUAUUUCACUACCACCACACCUACGACAAGAUCCCUAUGAUUACACCGGCAAAGUACGAGGGCAAACUACUUUAGACAACGGCACCUUCGAAAUAAAACUAAAUUCCUUGGAACCAUUCCAGAUAUUUCACUUUCUUGAUUUUUCAGGAACUAGGAUCUCUUCUUCUAAACCUAUAGCUGUUUUUUCUGGUGUACUGUGCAGAACAUCAUAUGAUUGUAAUCAUAUCAUAGAACAGCUGCCGCCAGUCGAUCAGUUUGAUGUCACAUUUAUCGUGCCUCCGAACCAUCAUACAUCCACGUCAUUAAUCCGAGUCAUAUCGGAAGAAAAUACAAUACUAAAAGUUUCAUCAGCUACGAAAACAGACAAUGUGUCUAUUUCAGCUGGUGUACCUCAUGAUAUAGAAACUUUUGAUGACGAAGUAUUAGUGAUCCAAAGCACAUUAAAAUGUGAAGGUCAUCAAUGCAAGAGACAAUCUCCUCUCCUGGUGAAUAUCCUGUCCUUUAGAGAAGAAGAAUUGUAUAGCAACCGUCUACACAUGACAUUGGUCCCUGGAAUUCACCAUUAUCAACGUUAUUAUAAGAUCGUGCUACCAAUGGGAUGGAACCAACAUUACAUCACCGUCAUCAUCCGAGAAAAUGCCGCAAGUAGUUUGCAAAUGAAUGGAAGAAAAAUAAGCAACAUGGUGUAUUGGUUAAAGGAGUACAUUUUUGUUGAAGGCGUCAAAUACUCAAUCAUUGUGUUUGAAGUUGGUGAGGGGGUGGUGAUUUUAAAAUCGGAAGAUGCAUUUGGAUUGAUAGCGUAUGGUUAUGAUGGCGAUAAAGAAGCGUAUGCAUUCACAGGAAACGUUCUUUUUCAUUGA
This is a messenger RNA of Ostrea edulis (European flat oyster), 1242 nucleotides long. RefSeq lists its product as uncharacterized. The transcript has a single exon. The record is from RefSeq and is a predicted model, not a curated record. The coding region runs from base 1 to 1242 and encodes 413 amino acids. NCBI's taxonomy places the organism in Eukaryota, Metazoa, Mollusca, Bivalvia, Ostreida, Ostreidae.